Molecule: messenger RNA, 1716 nt
Organism: Hyposmocoma kahamanoa
Lineage: Eukaryota; Metazoa; Arthropoda; Insecta; Lepidoptera; Cosmopterigidae
Product: sodium-dependent neutral amino acid transporter B(0)AT3-like
Exons: 12
Coding region: 1-1683 (560 amino acids)
Biological process (GO): sodium ion transmembrane transport
Cellular component (GO): membrane
Source: RefSeq, a predicted model, not a curated record
AUGCUCUCGGUUGCGCUAUCAGCAAAGUGGUCGCGUCACCAGUCGCUUGGAUCUUGUACAGUGAACACAACGAGGCGUCUACGUACGUUUGAUUUACACGCACCCGCGCCAGGCGCCACUCCGAAUAAGACCUUAAUCUAUGGUGAUACGGCAGCUGACCGUUGGUCAAAUAAUAUAAGCUACCGGCAACUAGUAAUAUCAUCAUGCAUAGGCAUCGUUCAGUUCUGGUGGCAUCCUUAUGUGCACGAUCUCCGCCGUCUGCUGCCGUUUUUGUUCCUGUACAAUGUGUUCAGUAUCAUCAUUGGGUACCCGAUGUUUUAUUUGGAACUAGCUUUGGGCAUCGUCACGAGGAAGGGUGUUGUGACGUGUUGGGAUUUGGCACCCAUGGCUAGAGGUGUAGGCCUAUCAAUGCUAAUGGUCUCAAUGUGGACGGCACUCGGCGCUGGACUCGUGGCAGCAUGGUCACUAGCAUUUCUGGUGCAUUCCUUCCAUGUCUUUCUACCCUGGCUUCACUGUGCUGCAACAGCCAACCCGCCUUGCGCGGCCAGGCAUAGGCCCUUGCCGCCGGGCAGUGACACUCCAGCGCAGUCAUUCUUUUUCAACUUCAUAUUAAAUCUGAAGUGCGACGGCCUGGAAACGGGCAUGGGAACCAUCGUGCGCGAGCUGGCUUUAUACUAUGUCCUCUGCUGGAUUCUUAUAUACGGAAUCGCUAUCAAACGCAUAUAUAGCUACUCUAAGGUGGUGUUAUUCAAAGACUUGAUGGCAUAUUUCAUGCUGCUGUGUUGCGCAAUAGGCGUGUCUCGGUUACGUGGUGCCGGACGGAUGUUUCUAGAUGCGGACUGGAGCGUCGUCCUUACUGAAUUACAGAUCUGGCGUGAAGCAAUAGAAUAUGCUCUUCUAGAAAUGACAGUAGGCCAAGGGGCUCUCGUAAUGCUAGGGACAUACUGUCCCAAACAGCAACACGCUCUCGCGCGGACUGCGCUUCUAGCUUUCGCAGCCUCGAAAACCAGCAGUAUGGCUGUGGCAUUGAUCUUGGGCGCUGUUCAUGGCGCCUUGCAUAACGAUUAUGAGAAUACCACUAACAUUUGGGGUGGAACGUCAUCUUCAAUGGUAUUAUGGGCGGACUAUGCCGCGAGGAUCCCCGGUAGCCAAUUCUGGUCAGUCAUCGUAUUCUUCACUAUAUUCACGCUCGCACUAUCUUCUUCUGCAUUGCUAAUACAAACAAUAAUAUCUACCCUGACCGGGCGCUCCAUUCGCCAUAUUUCGUGGGCUUUCCUCGUACUACUCUGCUUUCUUUUCUGUGUUAUCGGCGUUAUCACAUUGUGCACACAGACUGGACUCUACAUGUUGAACUUUCUAAUGAACUGGCCGGCGACAAAGCCACGCGUGGUUGUGGGCACUGUUGUCGCCGCAAUUGUCACGUUCGUCUACGGACAGACUACCUUCUGCGAGGACGUCUAUUUUGCUGUUGGGGAGUACCCUUGCGUGUUCCUCAGGGUAUCAUGGGCUGUCGCACCUUUGCUUCUGUUUUGCACGUUUUGGAUGACCAUCGCGUCGGGAUCUCCAGACCCGGGCCCCGGAUGGGCAUUGGUGAUGAUGGCAAUAUUACCCACUUUCAUAGUUCUGCUGUUCUACCUCGUCUUCAAGUUCAGGGUUCGGAAUAUCGUGCGUACUGAAAAAUAAAUUGUAAACCUUCAGUUUGUAAUCGUAAAAUAA